ACAUCAUCGCGUGGGGCGUUUCUUAGCCUUCAUACCGGAAAAUCCCGCUGUAUGUUGCAGCCGCGCAGCAGCAGCGGGCGAGUAGGCAUGCUGACAGGAAUAGUUCAGUUGUUCCUGUUGGUCUGUGUUUCGGGACACUGACGUUUCAGUCGCAGAAUCUGCGUUUCUCCUACGCCGCUCGUGCUGCACUAACGCAUCCAAGGAGUGACGUAAGGGUUGUGCUGGAAGCGUGAUGUAAACAGGGAAAAUGGAAGCCAGGCAUAAAAAGGUCCUUCAGCAGAACAGGACUAAUCUGGUGACGAGUUUAGAUCCCUCAGAUGUCUACGAUGGACUUUUGGCAAGGGGCAUCUUCACUCAGGACAUGAUAGAUGAGAUAAAGAGCUCUGGAACCAGACGGGCUCAAGCCAGACAGCUGGUGAAGGACCUAGAGACCAGAGGCAGUCGAGCUUUCCCAGCCUUUCUGGACUGUCUUCGUGAAACUGGCCAAGCCAGCCUGGCAGAGCUGCUAGAGAGUGGAGGUCCUGUUUCCAUCCUUGUUUCACCCCGUGUGCAACCUACUGUAAUCCCCCUCCCAGUUCCAGGGAAUCCUGAAAACAAUAGGAAUGGCAAAAACCAUGACGGAGCUGAUGCUUCACCGAAGCUGGUGCCGCUGAAACCGACCACACUGCCUUUGGAUGUACUUCCCAGCCCGUCUCCUGACAGAGACAGACCCAGGCCACCCAGGCAGAGGCGUGAUAGUGUACAGAGUUAUAAGAUGGAUGCCAGUCCUUGCGGAAUCUGUUUGAUCAUUAACAAUGUGGAGUUCGACGCUUCCUCAAACCUGAAGGAGCGUAAGGGGUCUGACGUUGACUGUGACAAGCUAGAAAAAAGAUUCCAAUCCCUCAAUUUUCACGUUGUUGUUAAGAGGAACCUGAAAUGCAAACAAAUAAAACACGAGUUGUCUUCACUUGCUAAGAUGGAUCAUUCAGUGUAUGACUGCUGCGUGGUGGUCAUCCUGUCACAUGGCACUGAGGCAAGCCACAACCGCUUCCCUGGAGCAGUGCACGGUGUGGACGGCCCCUCUGUCCCUGUUCAGAUAAUCACAAACUACCUGAAUGGCCAGAACUGUUCAUCUCUGCAGAGCAAGCCCAAACUUUUCUUCAUACAAGCAUGUGGAGGAGAUCAGAGAGACAUUGGUUUUGAGGUGUCUCCAGACGAGGUGCAGCCCACUCCAGGUGGUAUUGAUGAUCAGACGGACGCCAUCCCCUUGUCCUCCAGCAGUGACUCACUCAGCUUCUCUGAUGAGAUUGACGCCAGGGCCUCUCUUCCCACACCCAGUGACAUUCUAGUAUCUUACUCUACCUUUCCAGGAUAUGUGUCAUGGAGGGAUACAUUUGCAGGCUCUUGGUACGUGGAGACACUGGAUCGCGUGCUAGAGGAGAAUGCAGUCACUGAUGACCUCGUCACCAUGUUAAUGGUGGUGAACAAUGAAGUUUCUCAGAUAUCUGCUAAAGGCCUUUACAAACAGAUGCCUGGGUCUUUCAACUUUCUUCGGAAACUGCUCUACUUUCAAGCUUCAAAGACAUGACCUACUGAAACCGACAUGAGACAGGCAUAAUUGACUGAUUAGAGAACUGAUAGAAUUUUUAUGCCUGAUUCAUUGAUGAGAACACAGUCAACAUGCAGGACUGUGGAUUAGUCUUCAUUGUCUGUUUGAUUGUCUCACAGCUUAAAGCCAGAAUCACUUACCUCUGUACCAGGGGUUCCCAAUCCCAGUGUGCUUUGUUUCAUACAGCACAGCUGAUUCACCUAACUAUAUCAUAAGGAAUAAUGUCUUUUGGGUUUGUAAAACACUAGAGGGCGCUCCUGAACAAGUCCAAAAUGAAGAGUUCCUGUGGAGCUUUUCUUUAAAAGGUUUAAAAGUCAGAAUUUGUAAGUGCUUAAUCAUUUUGUAUAUAGAAAAAUGCUUAUUUUCUCAACUUCUUCUUCUUCUUCUUCUUUCGGCUGCUCCCUUUAGGGGUCGCCAUAGCGAAUCAUCUGCCUCCAUCUUGCCCUAUCUACUGCCUUCCUCUACUUUUACACACGUAACAUAAAAUAUUUCAACACUGUUCUUAUAUUUUUUAGUUCUUUGAAGUUGUAGGACUUUAUAACAGUGCCUCAUGUAUGUUCAUGACAUCAGUGAAAGCAAACUGCUUUACUCAGGUGAUUAACUUUUCAGCUCACCAGCCAAUCAGCAUUCAGUAGCAAUAAUGCUAGUGUCAGAAAGACAGGUACGUUUUCUUUGAUACUUUUUGUAAUAUGUCCUGCAUAGAUGGUUAAUAGCCAUAUAACUUAAUAUACCCUCCAUUGAUUUAAGAACUGGUCAUAGGUACCCUCUCACAAUUUGCAGUCAUGUUUUUGAUACUACGAGAGAAAUAGGAAGCAGCCAGGCUCUGCCUUAACCUGGCUCUGUAGUGGGCUGGUCAAGUGUGUAGAGUGGAGUGUAGGAAAGCAAAAAUGUGCAGCGCAUGGAGUCGCCAGGACUCGGAUUGGGAACCCCUACUCUGUACCUCAACCAUAGAGGCCUAUGAGAGCAGGGAAGACUGCUGUGGGACAUGUCAGUAUGUUAAAUAUGUUGCUGGGUUUUUUAUCCUUUUGUUAUUUUGAUAAUCAAUACAAAUAAAACUUGAAAAGAUAAUGUCAAUUUGUGAAUUUCAUCCUUAAAUUCAAAUUAAACUGACUGAUUCAGA
Pygocentrus nattereri (red-bellied piranha) is the source of this 2708-nucleotide messenger RNA. It is a transcript of the gene casp9, whose product is annotated as caspase 9, apoptosis-related cysteine peptidase. Gene Ontology annotation, biological process: intrinsic apoptotic signaling pathway in response to DNA damage; regulation of apoptotic process; proteolysis. NCBI's taxonomy places the organism in Eukaryota, Metazoa, Chordata, Actinopteri, Characiformes, Serrasalmidae. Gene Ontology annotation, cellular component: cytoplasm. The transcript is spliced from 11 exons. The record is from RefSeq and is a predicted model, not a curated record. Bases 248 to 1567 code for a protein of 439 amino acids.